This is a messenger RNA of Dichotomopilus funicola, 1620 nucleotides long. RefSeq lists its product as uncharacterized. Bases 1 to 1620 code for a protein of 539 amino acids. The transcript is spliced from 4 exons. The record is from RefSeq and is a predicted model, not a curated record. Lineage: Eukaryota; Fungi; Ascomycota; Sordariomycetes; Sordariales; Chaetomiaceae.
AUGGCCGCCGUCAACCCUGGCGAGCACCUGUGGGAGGCCCGCGACCAGGUCAGCUCUGCCAAAGAUUGGUACUACGAUCCGGCCCGAAUCGAGUGCCGCAAGCUUCGAGGCGAAGUGGCCAAGUACAAGAGCCUCCUUUUGAAGAACGGUAUUGACCCGGCCUCGGGUCAGAAGAUGGGCAACGACAAAAUGGGGAUUGACGGCGACAAUACCAACGACUGUGACAUCCGCCGUCUCCCGAGUCUUCCCUCGGAGAUCCUGUCCCGCAUCAUGGAGUUUGACCUGAUCAGCGACAAGCCGAUCAUCAAUCCCCUGCACCACAAGGAACCCGAAAAAAACACCUUCAACCUGGCCCUGUUCGCGACUAGCCGAGGGUUUCACGCCCGCAGCAACGCCAUCUUCUGGGGCAAGAACACCUUCACUUUCACCAACCCGGCCGCGGUCACCCACUUCGCCACCUUACCACUUCGAUUCCGCGCCCUGAUCAAGCACGUCGAACUCCGCAUCGUAGCCCGUUUCUACGCCGACCCUCUCCCGACGACGUCGACGCCGAUCCCGCCCCUCUUCGGCCAGGCACCGCACCCGUCCUAUCUCAACUGCCGCGACGUGUACGUCCAUCUCCCCGUUAUCACCCGCAGGCUCGUCGACUCCCUUGUUACGCCACGACCACGCUUCCGCUGCUACGCCUGGACCCAAACCGAAGAUUUCCUCUCCGCUCUGCACGCUCCUUAUAACCCGCCCUCUGACACCCCCACAGGCCCCCAGGAGACCGAGACCAAGGGCGACAAGAGAAAGGUCCAUCCUCCAUGGCGGUCUCCCUUCCCCCUCGGCGGCAUCCUCAGCGGCAUCCCCGACCACUGCCCACGCCCAACCUUCCUCCUCCCCAGCCUGGCUUGGCCGCGCAUUGACUUUGUCAACUUCCUCCCUAAUUCCCUCCCCAUGUAUCCCAACACUGCCCUCUUCCACCUCGUCCACAACCACCUCGGCCAAUGGCUCCCCCAGCUGCGUCUGACCGGCCUGCCCCGCGGCCGGAUGUCGCGCGGCCUGGGCGGGGAGUUGGCGGCUAUGCUGAGGGAUGAUGGGGUGCUGCUGCAGUCGGAUGCAACGUUUUUUCGGAGUACUUGGUAUGGAGUGAGUGGAAUUUGGGAUUCUGGGUAUGGCAGUGGCAGUGGGGGGACGGCGGGGACGCUGUUUCGGAUGGCGGAGUGUGAGCGGUUGCGGUGGGAGCCGCAGUGGACGGCGCAGUUGCGGAAUCCACAUCGGGUGUUGGAUGAUGAAUAUAAGAGAUGGAUGGGGUUGACCAUGAAGCGGUGGAAGUAUUUGAAUGGUUAUCGCGGUAACCCCGACGAUGAUGAUAGUAGUCGGUUUGGCAUCCCGCAUAACCGCGACCCUAACAACUACCUCGACACCGACGGCAUCGUGCGCAAGAUGGCUGCUACGGUGUUCAAGAAGUUGCCGUUGCGGCAGGACUCGGAAAAGGAAGUGUGGGUGGAGUUUGACAGGAUCAAAAACAGGAAGCUGGAUCCGGAGGAGUUUAAUCCCGAGGAUGAUCACUACGAUGAGAGGGACUGGGUUUGUCGCCGAUGUGAUGUUAUUCACGCUUUUAGGGAGGAGAAAUAG